UUUGUCUCUUCCUAGCAUGAACGCAUCAUAAUGUCGACUGCCCUACCCUACAUCAACUCUUUCCUCUCCGUCUCCGUCACGCCAGCCCAAGCAAUUCUGUUGCUAGGGUUGAUUGUCUCGGUGCUCGCGUGGUUGCUGCUCAAGUGGCACAGCUAUGUGGAUCAUGCAUCCAAAGGCCCAACACGGGCAUCCCACAAACCUGCGGAGACCAAUCCAUUUGUGACUCCCCUGCCCGCGGCGUUGAGCAAUUUCGACCCCCGGUCUAAAGACCCGAAGUUGUAUCGGCCGUUCCGUCAUGGCAAGAACUUCGUCACGAUGGGAAUCCGAAAGCUCGAUUGGAACAAUUGGAUCGAGAUGGACUCAUACUUCUUACGCUACCACGAUAUGAAGGCGUCGGAGCUGAAGAAGGACAUCAAUGCCCACGUGAAAUAUGUUGACAACGCGGUCACCAGAGAUGCCUGCUUCGAAGUGUACGAGGAGCUGGUCCGCUAUCUCACGCACCGGUACCCCGAAGUCUUCCAGCUAAAGGAUAGCAUCCUCCAUAACACACUAACGGACGAGAAAUUCCAGUAUCCGGCCGGCUCGCCAACCGAAGCCAUGGCAACGGCGGCUCUACUGGUUCAGGAUGACCUAGUGAUCAUGGUCGAAAAUGAUGACGAACAAUAUCAUCUCGAUGCCGCAGCAGUCUGUCUCCCUGGGUUUUGGCGUCUCAAGGAAAAGUUCCGCAUGUCGCUCGAUACUCUCCACUUUGAAGCGGGGGUGCCGCAUUACGCUGCGAAGCUGCAAAAGUCCAUGAACCGGUUCUUCAAGGCGCUGACGCCAGACAAGCCCGUGGAGCGUAAUAAUUUUUUUAUCCAACUUGACGACGGCCUGCACUGGUCCCACCGCAUGGGCGAUCAAGGGGGGAAGGAAGUUGCAUCCUGGGCCACGGCAAAUAGCAAAGGCUUGACAGUGGACGAAAUCCACUUCCGCUCCGAACGACAAACUGUCCGUCGUCUACCUCGAUCUGGAGCGAUCCUGUUCACCAUCCGCACGUACUUCGAACCGGUGACGGCAAUCGCCAAAGAAGCGCAUAUCCCCGGAAGACUGGCCGAGGCCAUUCGCGCCUGGGAUGAGACGGUAUCCACCUAUAAGGGGAAAUCCCACUGGGAUCAGAUCCUUCUACCCUAUCUCGACGAGCAAGACCGCCAGCAGAGAGCCUCUGGAAUCCUGGAGCAAUCGGAAGGGGAAUUUCCAUACUGA
Messenger RNA from Aspergillus candidus, 1242 nucleotides. RefSeq names its product heme-dependent oxidative N-demethylase family protein. Bases 31 to 1242 code for a protein of 403 amino acids. The record is from RefSeq and is a predicted model, not a curated record. NCBI's taxonomy places the organism in Eukaryota, Fungi, Ascomycota, Eurotiomycetes, Eurotiales, Aspergillaceae. The transcript is spliced from 5 exons.